Molecule: messenger RNA, 867 nt
Organism: Cotesia congregata
Lineage: Eukaryota; Metazoa; Arthropoda; Insecta; Hymenoptera; Braconidae
Source: the annotation of a GenBank genome assembly
AUGUCCGUUAAAAUUUUUUGUAUUAGCAGCUCCGAAAAAAAUUUCUUCGAAUAUACUAUUCUUCACUUGGCUCUUUAUGAAGACGACGAUGAAUUUAUAGACGUCCUCCUGCUGGAGAACAAUGCUGACACCAAGCUGGAGACAGAACAUUUGGCAGCGGUAAUUUUAUCGGCGAUAAGGUUGAACCGCUUGAAGUACGUAAAGAAAUUAGUGACAGCUGGUGCUGAUGUCAAUCAGAUUAUUUGUGUAGAUGAUACACAUGAGAAAAAGAGUAGUAGGCAUAAUGAUGAAGGUGAUCCUCAUAUCUAUCAUAUUGAUUAUACACCUCUAGAAUUCGCUGUCAAUCUGAAUGCAUAUAAGAUCACUGAAUUUCUCAUCAGCCAGGGCGCCGAUGUUCACGGAAGAUAUGACAAUGACGGAGGCGAUUCGCCGAUGGGUAUCGCUGCUACGUCAAAUAACGUAGAAAUGAUGAAAUUGCUGAUCAAACAUGGCGCUGGUAUUAAUGCUGGAGACGAGUAUGGUAUAACUCCUCUGAUGAAAGCAGCUAUUGAAAGCAAUAACUCAGCAAGUCGCAGGUUGUUGCUAAGUCAACCUUUUAUAGAAAUAAAUUCUUUGACUGAAGACAUGAGAUCUUGUCUUCAUUUUUCAACGAUUUGGACUGACAUUGAUGUUCCUGAGUCUAGUCUUCAAGAUCUUCUGGAUGCUGGUUGUGAUGUCAAUGUUGUGAGCAAACAUGGUAGAUUACCGAUUGAUAGCUAUGAAGAUAAAGAAAUGUGCUUUGAGAUUAUGAAGAAGCAUAUUGUUGAGCUGAUAGCGGCUGGCUUUUACGUCUGCGAUAGGAAGAAGCUGUUUCAGAAAGUAAAUUGA